AUGGGGCUUGGAGCUACGCCACAGCAGCGUUCACACAUUGCUGAUUCCGUCUCAAUCCUUCAUUCAACCCUUCUACCCGAUUGUGAACGUGGUGAAGUCCAAUCGAUUCAUCACCCGAUUGACCCACAGGAGGCCUGCAAAAGCAAGGCGGCUCGUUGCGGCUCUUUGCGGAGGGUCAUGAGCGCCAUGCAGAGGCAGGCGGGCUGUGCUGCGUACGUGGAGCGUCUGCGGAAAGUGCUGCCCGCCCUUUCCACGCACGUGCUGCUGGCCGGCCUGCUCAUGAUCUACGCCUUCCUGGGCGCCGUCACCUUCACCUUGAUCGAGGGUGACAAGGACAAGGGCGAGGACACCAAGCUGAAGAAGCUGGUCAGCCAGAUCGUUAACCACACCGUCCGCCUCUCGCAGGCAGGCGAUAUGGAGAAUGGCACCAAGUACCACGACUACUUGAGCAUCGUCCUGGCAGAGUUCUACAAUCUGACCAUGCAAAAGCCCAUCAAGUGGAAUUUCCUGGGAUCGCUCUUUUUCUGCUGCACAAUCUUCACGACCAUAGGCUACGGGCACAUCGCGCCUUCCACGGACGGCGGCAAGAUCAUGUGCAUGGUGUACGCCACCUUCGGCAUUCCCAUCAUGCUGCUGGUGCUGGCCGACGUGGGCGACCUGCUGGCGCGCACGCUCACCACCAUCUACACGUCCUUCCGCCACCGCCUCGUGCCGGGGGGGCGGUGCGGCCGGCAGCGCUCGCCCGGCGAUGGGCCGGAGGGGAACGAUCUCCAGCGGUCGCGCACCAAAAUCGACGACAGCCACCGGCAUGAGGGCGAGGACGAUGCGGUGGACAUGCCCCUCAAAUCCCCCGGCAGCGACGUGGAGGGCGGCAGGGAGUUGCCGUCCACGGUCAGCGUCUCCGAGGGCGCUGAUGUCCCGGAAGCCGACAGAGAAGUCAAGGACUUGGACGUUCCCUUCACGCUCAUUUUCCUGAUCGUCUUCGUCUACCUGAUGUUCGGGACCUUCCUCCUGCCCUGCUGGGAGGAAUGGAGCUACCUGGACGCCUUCUACUUCGUCUUCGUGACAAUGACCACCAUCGGCCUAGGCGACAUCGUGCCAAAGCAUCCUAACUUCUUCAUGCUUACGUCCAUUUACAUCAUCAUCGGCAUGGCCAUCAUCUCCAUGGGGUUCAAGCUCACGCAGGACCGCAUCUUUGCGCUCUACGGCCGCAUCAGCAUCCCGCGCCAGAGACUAAGAGACUGCGUGAAAUGUGCCAGAUAGGCGCCGUCGAUGCCGCCGCCACCGCUGCCUACAUCCUGAGCGGACUUUCAAAAACAACAACAACAACAAAACCGAUAUGCCUUCCUACCUUCUUUGAAUAUUCCUACUCAAUACUACCAAGUGAAUGCAUGAACGUACAGGCGAUAUAAUGAAUUAUUUGUGAUUUGGUCAUUGCCUGCGUUUUACACACUCAUUAAGUAUCAGGGUUAUGCUGGUUUUGUUUGUUGCCCUUAAAUCCCGUAAAUAUAUAUUUGGGUUUUGCCCAAUAUUAUGCAAUGCUCAUUAUCAAAGACGUUGCUUUCAGAAAGUGAGCUGCAUUUACAUUGCGUCACUCAGCAAGGGAACUUGGGUGGUUUUGACAGGAGAAUGCUUCUCUACGGCAUAGCCGACGUUUGUAGUUGUCAACGGCGUUGCAUGGUGGGUGUACAUGUAUACAUUACGGGCCUAUUUAAUGCAUUAAUAAUGUGAAGCGUCAUGAUUUUAGUGAACGUAUACGAAAGCACAAAUGUCCCCUGUAGGUCCUCACACCGCUCACGUCCGCGUGCGAGUGAGUAUUCCGUAGUGCGUGACGCGACACGGAAAUGUGUUUUUUUCUUUCUCGUAGGUCAUGUAACUCAUUGGUUUUUAGCGACACGAAUGUUUACAUUAACUUGCACUUGCACAUAAUCAUACCUGUCAAUCCCUUAUCAGUGCCUACCUUCGUACAGACCAAUUGAGACUUUAUUGGUCACCCCGUGUCGUUAUAAAUCUCAACGUUCAUCCUAUAAAAUCCUAUUGCAAGGGAGAAACACAAACACAUAGACAAAAACAAAAUUUGCCCGUGUUGAAACAAGAAUACGGGUAAAUCGUGUGGGUUGACAGGUAUGCGGAAUGCAGAAUUAUUGGUGUGACCUUAUGACGUGCUCACGUCUUUUAAUCCCGUUUAUAAAAAGUAAAUUCCAUUUCACCAAAUCUUUUUCUCCCAUCACAAUACACAUACGUACUGUAAUCGCAUGAUUUUUUCCCCCCAUACCAUGUAAUUCACGUGGAAUUGUUUGAAUUUAUAUAUGAAAGCAUACAUAAUCACAAGUUAUUCGCAACAAUUGUUCCAAUGGCACAAGUUACUUCGAUGUAGUGAUUUAUUUACGGGCUAUAUUUGAUGAAUGGCAAGUAUGUCCACACAUUGAAUGGUUCACGAGAGAAGGUUAGUAACAUGGCAGUGCUUCCUGUGUACCGUGUGCAGUCAUUUUGUCAAUCCACUGCUGGAUGAGAGCCUCCCACCACGUGACCGUGCAUCUCGUGGGGGGCUGUUCGACCUUGCGUCACACUGCUAACAAACGCAGGCUGAGUUUCGCUCGGUUUUAUUUGGUGAUGCGGGCUGCUUUUCAAGACAGACCCACGGAGUACCUGACGAGAGAUGCUACAGUCGUUAGCAGCAAAUAACAAGACAGGAUGACAAGAAUGAAUUUUUUUUAUACGAGGUAGGUCGCUUCAACAUUCGAAAGACAUACAAUCAAGGGCAAAACUUUAGGGGACAGGAGGAACAACAACAAAAAUAAUCUAUAUAUGUAAAAAAAAACGAGUUAUGUAAAUCAUGCUUAUCACAUGUGCAAGUAAAAAUGGUAUUUGAAAUCGAGUGAGGAAUUUAAACGAGGCCCGGUGAUGGGAGAAAUAUUUUCCCGAAAACAUGAAGCGAGCUCAUUCCACGAAAGGGGAGCAGCAACACGAAAUGAUCCUCGAACCAAAGUUCGAGUCACUCUGGGCACGUAGAGAGAAGCACGAGAGAGGAAGUUUGGCUUCGCUGACGGAGGGGUUACAAAUGUGGGCGAGAGGUUUCAAGAUUUUGGUCGGCCACCAGCUGAAGGGCAACGGGAGGAAUUUCACCAGCGCCGGUGGCAGAAGAGGUAUUAUUUAAGGUCGAGACCAAGUUGAUGCAUUGUCUAGGUCAGACAAGUUCAAUUCUGGCUUCAGUCCCGGAUAUGACUUAUGGUCAGAGUGAAAAGUAUCGUACUGAUUUAGUUGAGUGUAUACUGGCUUCGUUGAUGUAUCGAAAACAUAGCCUGCCGAGGCCAAAUGGAGUUGAGUUCACUGACGAUUUAGAUUGAAGGCGGAGAGACAUUGAAGUAUAGCACAGUAGAACAAUACAUUUUUGCUGCAUUGCUCUGUGCUUCCAAUGCAGCCCUACAGCAGCAGCCUAUAACACCUGUUUUAUGCUUGGUGGUCACCCAGAAAUAUCCACCAGGCUCAGCGUCCGAUAUCUGACAAGAUCAGUCAGCCUCAUUCCGAGGGAUUUGGUCAGGAGCAUGCUUUCUAUAAAUAU
This is a messenger RNA of Lethenteron reissneri (Far Eastern brook lamprey), 3562 nucleotides long. Its product is annotated as potassium channel subfamily K member 18-like. Gene Ontology annotation, molecular function: potassium ion leak channel activity; outward rectifier potassium channel activity. Gene Ontology annotation, cellular component: plasma membrane. Gene Ontology annotation, biological process: potassium ion transmembrane transport; stabilization of membrane potential. Lineage: Eukaryota; Metazoa; Chordata; Hyperoartia; Petromyzontiformes; Petromyzontidae. The record is from RefSeq and is a predicted model, not a curated record.